Molecule: messenger RNA, 1085 nt
Organism: Phlebotomus papatasi
Lineage: Eukaryota; Metazoa; Arthropoda; Insecta; Diptera; Psychodidae
Gene: Dhpr
Product: dihydropteridine reductase
Exons: 2
Coding region: 149-937 (262 amino acids)
Biological process (GO): L-phenylalanine catabolic process; tetrahydrobiopterin biosynthetic process
Cellular component (GO): cytoplasm
Molecular function (GO): 6,7-dihydropteridine reductase activity; NADPH binding; NADH binding
Source: RefSeq, a predicted model, not a curated record
AAUCCCCGCCAAACCUCUCGAGUUGACCCUCCACGAGGAAAGUUUGCCCAGAGCUACCUCUGAGUCAGUGGAGUUAAAAGUGAACGGGAUUUUAUUAUUUUCUAGUUGCUUUGUGCGUAAAAAACGGUCCAGUUGUCAGAGAUAGCGCAUGUCAAAGCGCAGUUCGCGUGAAAAACUUGUUGCAUUUGCUGGAUUUUUUGAGAAUUUCCUGAACAAGAAUACUUCCCAAGCAAUGGCUGGACGUGUGGUGGUUUACGGAGGCCGUGGAGCCCUGGGCAAUGCAUGCGUGCAGCACUUCAAGAAGAACAAUUGGUGGGUGCUGAGCAUCGAUAUGGUAGCCAAUGAGACUGCUGAUGCCAAUGUCCUGGUGGAGCGCGAUGCCUCAUGGGUGGCUCAGGAAUCUUCAGUUCUCUCUCAAGUGGGCAGUGCCCUCAGUGAUUCCAAGGUCGACGCUGUGAUUUGCGUUGCUGGAGGCUGGGCUGGAGGCAAUGCAUCUAAGGAUUUGGCCAAGAAUAGUGAUCUCAUGUGGCGCCAGAGUGUCUGGACAUCAGCCAUUUCCGCCGCCGUUGGGGCCAAUUACCUCAAACCCGGUGGCCUGCUCAGUCUCACAGGAGCCAAGCCAGCUCUGACAGCCACUCCAGGAAUGAUGGGCUACGGUAUGGCUAAAGCAGCUGUUCACCAAUUGACAAAGUCCCUGGCAGGCAAGGAUUCUGGCCUUCCCGACAACUCCCUCGUGGUAGCCAUUCUGCCCGUCACCCUGGACACUCCAAUGAAUCGCAAAUGGAUGCCCAAGGCAGAUUUCAGUACCUGGACCCCUCUCGAGUUCGUGGCUGAUCUCUUCCUGAAGUGGACCAAGGGAGAAGAACGUCCGGCCAGUGGCAGUCUGCUGCAACUCAUUACUCAGGAUUCCGUCACGAAGCUCGUGCCAGCCGAAUAAAUCUCUCUCAGAGUAUCACCGGGACCACUGGCAUUCCACAACGGAAGCGCCCGCAAGACAAUAAAGGCGCCUGCAUUGUUGUAUACUCUCGAAUUAAUUGUGUAAGACACUCUAUUUGAGAUUAAAAGUGUUAUUUGAUGUAGCAGUA